Molecule: messenger RNA, 1368 nt
Organism: Daucus carota subsp. sativus
Lineage: Eukaryota; Viridiplantae; Streptophyta; Magnoliopsida; Apiales; Apiaceae
Product: protein BEARSKIN1
Exons: 3
Coding region: 83-1156 (357 amino acids)
Biological process (GO): regulation of DNA-templated transcription
Molecular function (GO): DNA binding
Source: RefSeq, a predicted model, not a curated record
UCAUUUCAUUUCAUUUCAAGAGCACUUGCUCAUAACUUGGAAGUUUAAAGAGAGAGCUAGCAAGGUUCUGAAUUAAUCAUCGAUGGCUUCGGCUAACGGCGGCGUUCCACCGGGGUUCAGGUUCCAUCCGACGGACGACGAGCUGCUUCAUUACUACUUGAAGAAGAAGAUUUCGUUUGAGAAGUUUGAGAUGGAGGUGAUUCGAGAGGUGGAUUUGAACAAGAUUGAGCCUUGGGACUUGCAAGAGAAAUGUAAGAUUGGGUCGACACCACAGAAUGAGUGGUACUUUUUCAGCCACAAGGACAGGAAGUAUCCAACAGGCUCCAGAACCAACAGAGCUACCAAUGCAGGGUUUUGGAAGGCAACAGGAAGAGAUAAAUGCAUCAGGAACAGCUUCCAGAAGAUUGGAAUGAGGAAAACCCUUGUCUUUUAUCGCGGCAGGGCUCCUCAUGGCCAAAAGACCGACUGGAUCAUGCAUGAGUAUAGGCUUGAAGAUGGUGAAAAUGAUCCUGAUGGAAAUCUCAUGUCCAAUGGCGAAGAUGGCUGGGUGAUCUGCAGAGUGUUCAAGAAGAAAAACUUGUUCAAAAUCGUGAAUGAAGGAGGGGGAGCAGCUAGCUCAGUUUCGGACCAGCUCAACAACAUCAAUUCAUCAAACAACAUGCUAUCUCACCGCGAAAAUCAUCACCAAUAUCUCCUCCACCAGCAAACCCAACAAACCUUUGAUCUCGGCCUCAACAACUACUCCCACAACAUCAAUCCAAUGGCAUUAUCUCAAUACAAUCAUCACCAGCACCUUGAAGCCCAAAACUUCAUCCCUACUAGUCAUCACAAAGGCACAAUUGGCUACGACUACCCCACACUCCCAUCCGAGUCACCCCUAAUGAUCAAACAACUCAUGACAAAUCCUAGAGACCAAUGUGAGAGUGGGAGUGACAAUCUUCGGUACCAAACGUGUGACACUGGACUCGAAGUUGGCACGUGUGAACCGUCUUCGCAGAACAUGGUUGGAGAUGGGAGAAAUGAUCAUGAUCAGGCACUGAAUGGCUGGGGAAUGAUUGAUGGUCAGGAUAUGCCGAAUGCAAGUAACUCCUCCAUGCAUCAUGAUCAAAUUCAUCAGCUCUCACUGCGUGGAGAUUUCUGGAACUAUGGGAAGUGACUGUGUUUAGUACAUUUUGCUUUAUUAUCAACAUUGAUUAUUUUCUGUGUAAACAUUUCUGAUUAAGUAGAUAUUGGAGCUGCUGGACAUAAUAAGCAUGUGUGUGGCUCUUAAACUAUAUACUACCAAUUUAUAGUACUAUGAACAUUAUUUAUCGGAAUUUAAGAAGUCUGAAUUUGAAUGUACACUCAUGUUAUUUCUGGGAAUAGAUA